GGCCGGUUUGUGCCGCUCCAACAUGGCGGCGCACUGACGUGCCACCGCCGCGGGUCGACGCAGCUUCUAGGAUUCUACUUCUACGCUUCAGGGUCUAAAGCCGAGCGGCUCCUGAUAGUCAAGAUGGCGGCGGCGAUGGAUGUUGAUACUCCCAGCGGCACCAACAGUGGCGCCAGCAAGAAGCGCUUCGAAGUGAAGAAGUGGAACGCCGUUGCGCUCUGGGCAUGGGACAUCGUCGUGGAUAACUGUGCCAUCUGUCGGAACCACAUCAUGGAUCUAUGCAUAGAGUGCCAGGCCAAUCAGGCCUCUGCAACGUCCGAGGAGUGCACCGUGGCCUGGGGGGUCUGCAACCAUGCGUUCCACUUCCACUGUAUCUCCCGCUGGCUGAAGACCAGACAGGUGUGUCCACUGGACAACAGAGAGUGGGAGUUCCAGAAAUAUGGACAUUAGGAAGGAUUUUCGGCUUCCACUUUUGCUCUUAUAUUUCUCGCCUGUGCAAACAUGCUGUUCAUCAUUUGUCUGAGAUGUUGGGUCAUAUAUUGAGUGUGGACCUGCUCAUGUUAAGAAUACUUCUUUUUUUAUUUCAGUUCGCAAUGUUGUAAAUUAAAAUCCCAUUAAACACCGUUAAGUAAG
Molecule: messenger RNA, 633 nt
Organism: Gadus morhua (Atlantic cod)
Lineage: Eukaryota; Metazoa; Chordata; Actinopteri; Gadiformes; Gadidae
Gene: rbx1
Product: ring-box 1, E3 ubiquitin protein ligase
Exons: 5
Coding region: 124-450 (108 amino acids)
Molecular function (GO): zinc ion binding
Source: RefSeq, a predicted model, not a curated record